AUGAGACGUUGAGAGAGACAGAAGCCUUUCCCUUCUUCGCCAGCAACAAGCGCUCGUUCACCAUUUAUUGCACAGUGCAUAUCCUCUGCCACAGUUGAAACCCAGAAUCAGCCGCCAUGGGUGAACAGGGAGAGCAAAACCACACUUCGCUAGAGGACGAAAAGAAGUGGAAGCGCAAGAGAAAUAGGCAUCAGAAGAAAGCAAUUGCCGCAGAGCAAGCGGAUCCUCAGAAGCAAGAAGAAGAAGAAGAAGCAGCAGUUGAAGAAGGUAAGGAGGAGGAGGGAGAGCGAGAGGAUGGUGGUGGUCGUGGUGACGAAUUGAAGAAAGCGGAGGAGAAGAAGAAAGUGAAGAGUGGUGGCGGAGGGUCUGGAAUUAUGACCACGGAGUCCUUUGGAUCUUUGGGAUUAUCUGAACCCACUUUCAAUGCUAUUAAGGAUAUAGGAUUUCAGCAUAUGACUCAGAUUCAAACCAGGGCAAUCCCACCACUUUUGCUUGGCAAAGAUGUUCUUGGAGCUGCGAGGACAGGUUCUGGGAAAACUCUUGCUUUUCUAAUACCAGCUGUGGAAUUGUUAUAUCACAUCCGUUUUACUCCUCGUAAUGGAAUGGGAGUGGUCGUAAUUUGCCCAACUAGGGAGCUUGCAAUACAGACCCAUGCUGUGGCAAAAGACGUUCUCAAGUACCACUCUCAGACUCUUGGUUUGGUUAUUGGUGGUUCAGCUAGAAGAGGAGAAGCAGAGCGUCUUGUGAAAGGAGUGAAUUUAUUAGUAGCAACCCCUGGUCGACUUCUUGACCAUCUGCAAAAUACCAAGGGGUUCAUUUAUAAAAAUUUGAAGUGCCUAAUAAUCGAUGAAGCUGACCGGAUACUAGAAGCAAACUUUGAGGAAGAAAUGAAGCAGAUUCUUAAGCUUCUACCACAGAAUAGGCAAACGGCUUUAUUUUCAGCCACCCAAACUCAGAAGGUUGAGGAUCUUGCACGCUUAUCGUUGAAAAAUGCUAUCUAUAUUGAUGUGGAUGAUGGAAGAAAUAAGGUCACUAAUGAAGGGCUGCAGCAAGGCUAUUGUGUUGUCCCCAGUGCCAAGAGAUUUAUUCUUCUAUAUUCCUUCUUGAAGAGGAACCUGUCAAAGAAAGUGAUGGUCUUCUUCUCUUCAUGUAACUCAGUCAAAUUCCACUCUGAACUGCUGAGAUAUAUUCAGUUGGAUUGCCUUGAUAUCCAUGGACAGCAAAAACAGCUGAAAAGGACAACUACGUUUUUUAACUUCUGCAAAGCAGAGAAGGGAAUCUUGCUAUGUACCGAUGUUGCUGCUCGUGGGCUUGAUAUUCCUGACGUGGACUGGAUUGUGCAGUAUGAUCCUCCGGAUGAACCCAAGGAAUACAUUCAUAGGGUUGGUCGAACAGCUCGUGGGGAAGGUGCAAAAGGAAAUGCUCUGCUUUUCCUGAUUCCUGAAGAGUUGCAAUUUAUUCGCUAUCUGAAGGCAGCAAAAGUCCCUGUUAAAGAGUAUGAAUUUGAUCAAAAGAAGAUGGCUAAUGUGCAGUCUCACCUGGAAAAUUUGGUAGCCAAUAACUAUUACUUGAACAAGUCGGCUAAAGAAGCAUACAGAUCCUACAUAUUAGCAUAUAACUCUCACUCUAUGAAAGAAAUCUUUGACGUUCACCGCCUUGAUUUGCAGGCUGUUGCCAGUUCUUUCUGUUUUUCGAACCCACCAAAGGUGAGUGUGAACAUAGAUAGUGGCGCCUCAAAGUUCAGAAGGAAAAUCCGGAAAGUUGAUGGAAAGCGACACGGUUUCAGUGAGAGCAGCCCUUACGGAAGGCAGGGAGGUGGAGAUUCUAAGCGACAAUCUGUGAGGCAUUAGCAGAGUGGGCUCUCUUCCAGUGUGGAGCAAGUGAAGUGCCCCAUAGGCUAUAAAUUCUGUGAGCAGCAGCAAUUGAACUGAACAUUCCAAAUGCAUCCUGCAGGAUUUCGACCUAUUCAGCCAUUGAAACAGAAGGAUGCAAAAAAUUCAGUGAGGGAAGUAGGUUUUGGCUUGUGGGUUUUAGCGGUUCACCAUUUUACUGGUGGUAGCGAUAUCUUAUAUCAUUGACGCUCGCUACAACUACAAGGAGCUCAAAGUAGCUAAAAACAUGUUGAGAAAUAUAUUCAAUUUUGAUGUGUGACCUGAUUGAUUCAGCAGGUCUAAUAUUUAUGUUUUUUAGUAUUAGCGAGCUAUUGACAUUUAAAGGCAUCCAUAUGGAUACCGAUAUAAUUAUUCAAACAUAGACUAUAUUCCAGUUGUUGCAUCUUUGAUCUUU
Corylus avellana is the source of this 2286-nucleotide messenger RNA. Its product is annotated as DEAD-box ATP-dependent RNA helicase 27. Gene Ontology annotation, molecular function: nucleic acid binding; ATP binding; RNA helicase activity. The record is from RefSeq and is a predicted model, not a curated record. NCBI's taxonomy places the organism in Eukaryota, Viridiplantae, Streptophyta, Magnoliopsida, Fagales, Betulaceae.